AUGGAGCCCCAAAGAGAGGACAUGAAGACAGCGCUGCCAUGGUCCUUGGGGAAGUACCACAUUUCUGAAGAAUGUGGAUUUCUCCUUCCAAACCCACUGAAAGAACUUCCAGAUCAUUACAGGCCGUGGAUGGAAAUUGCCAAGAAGCUUGUACAUUUAAUUGAGAGUCACCAGCUACGAGCUCAUGUGAACGAGAUGCCCCUGCUGAGCUGCGAGUUCCUGAGGAGUUACCGAGAGCAGCGCCUGGCACAUCUGCUCCUGAGCUCUAUAACCAUGGGCUACGUGUGGCAGGAAGGAGAGGCUCAGCCCCCAGAGGUGCUGCCCAGAAAUCUGGCCCUUCCAUUUGUCGAAGUCUCCGGCAUCUUGGGGCUCCCUCCUAUUCUGGUCCACUCGGACUUGGUGUUGACGAACUGGAUGAAGAGGAAUCCAGAGGGACCCCUGGAAAUGAGGAACUUGGAGACCAUCGUCUCAUUCCCCGGAGGAGAGAGCCUGCGUGGCUUUAUCUUGGUGACGGUUUUGGUGGAGAAGGCAGCAGUGCCCGGAAUAAUGGCACUCAUCCAGGCUCUGAACGCCGGCUCUCCGCCCCACCACGACACCCUGCUUCAGGCCCUGCAGCGGCUGAGAGGCUCCAUCCAGGACAUGACCAGAACCUUGGGACAAAUGCACGAUUAUGUAGAUCCAGACAUAUUUUAUGCAGUCAUCCGGAUCUUUCUCUCUGGAUGGAAAGAUAACCCCGCACUGCCUGCAGGGCUGAUCUAUGAUGGCGUUUCCAGAGAGCCCUUACAGUAUUCCGGAGGGAGCGCAGCUCAGAGCACCGUGCUACAUGCCUUUGAUGAGUUCUUGGGUGUUCACCAUAGCCAGGAAAAUGCUGACUUCCUGUCUAGGAUGAGAGACUACAUGCCUCCUUCCCAUAAGACCUUCCUGGAAGAUAUUCGCUCAGCUCCUUCCCUGAGGGACUACAUCCUGUCCUCCGGCCACGGACCCCUGCGGACAGUCUAUAAUCAGUGUCUGGAAGCCCUGGCAGAUCUGCGUAGCUAUCACAUUACCAUAGUGACCAAAUACUUCGUCACAGCAGCAAGGAAGGCCAAGAGCACAGGGCUGAACCACCUCCCUGAACCACCGCGGGCUUUGGAAGACAGGGGCACAGGAGGAACUGCAGUGAUGAGCUUCCUGAAAAGUGUCAGAAACAGGACCUUGCAGAUGAUCCUCCAGCCCAGUGACUGAGCACCCACCUGCUCCCCAGCCUUGCAGGGCCCCUGGUGGAGGACAAGUUCCUGUUCUCCAUUCUCAAGAGUUUGCACCACACAGAACA
Messenger RNA from Ochotona princeps (American pika), 1312 nucleotides. RefSeq names its product indoleamine 2,3-dioxygenase 2 (gene IDO2). NCBI's taxonomy places the organism in Eukaryota, Metazoa, Chordata, Mammalia, Lagomorpha, Ochotonidae. Gene Ontology annotation, biological process: 'de novo' NAD+ biosynthetic process from L-tryptophan. The record is from RefSeq and is a predicted model, not a curated record. Gene Ontology annotation, molecular function: heme binding; indoleamine 2,3-dioxygenase activity; L-tryptophan 2,3-dioxygenase activity. Gene Ontology annotation, cellular component: cytoplasm. The transcript is spliced from 10 exons. The coding region runs from base 1 to 1224 and encodes 407 amino acids.